Messenger RNA from Lachancea thermotolerans CBS 6340, 222 nucleotides. RefSeq names its product copper metallochaperone ATX1 (gene ATX1). Gene Ontology annotation, molecular function: metal ion binding; copper chaperone activity. The record is from RefSeq and is a predicted model, not a curated record. Gene Ontology annotation, cellular component: cytosol. Lineage: Eukaryota; Fungi; Ascomycota; Saccharomycetes; Saccharomycetales; Saccharomycetaceae. The transcript has a single exon. Gene Ontology annotation, biological process: copper ion transport. Bases 1 to 222 code for a protein of 73 amino acids.
AUGUCUACUCAAAAUCACUACCAUUUCAAUGUCGUAAUGUCCUGCGAAGGGUGUUCUAACGCCAUAAGAAGAGUGCUGACGAGGCUAGAGCCUGACGUUUCCAAAAUUGACAUUUCAUUGGAAAAGCAGACUGUGGAUGUCUACACCGUACUUCCAUUUGAGACCAUACUGGAAAAGAUUAAAAAGACAGGCAAAGAGGUGAAAUCGGCUAAAAAAUUGUAG